This is a messenger RNA of Babesia sp. Xinjiang, 666 nucleotides long. RefSeq lists its product as uncharacterized. The coding region runs from base 1 to 666 and encodes 221 amino acids. NCBI's taxonomy places the organism in Eukaryota, Apicomplexa, Aconoidasida, Piroplasmida, Babesiidae. The transcript has a single exon. The record is from RefSeq and is a predicted model, not a curated record.
AUGUUGAUAAGAGCUCGUGGAGCAAAUGCCACCGAUUGGGAUUUCGACCUCGAGUCCUUAGUUGUAAUGUCAGACCGUUUGCGACAGCUUUACGGUAGCACUGAACAUAUUCAGGCCCUUAGGUUACUAACGGAUCUGGAACCGCCUCGUCAUAUUGACAGUUUCGUAGUGGAAUAUGAAAUUAUGCUCGAUGCCUUUAUUAGUCACGCAGGAUGCCUUGCCGCAAGUGACGCUCUGUGGGUAGUCGUGUGGCAUAGGUCUAAUCUACACAAAUUCGAGCUUACACCACAAAUACACAGAUUAAUUGCAAUAUUCAGGAGGAUGAUGCACCUGCAUGUCAUGAAACGGCUAGUAGAGGACGUACACAAACGCACGUUGUUACAUCUAGAUGACAGUCAAACUAUAUACUCAAAAACAGAGGAGGAAUUUGAUAGGAUGAGAAAACUGCAUUCAGAAGAGAUCUCCUUUGCUCAAAAUCGUGUGUAUCAGCUCAUUGCUCAAGUAGAAGUCAUGUCGAAGUCGUACUAUCUGGCCGAGACAAACGCACGGGUAGGUACAAUGGAAACCUUUAUCACAAUGCAUCAGAAUUUGAAAGAGGAACUAGAACGUGCAUUAGAAGAAAAUCGUAUACUAUGUGAGCGUCUAGCAAGUGCCAGCGGCACAUAA